This is a messenger RNA of Eurypyga helias (sunbittern), 642 nucleotides long. Its product is annotated as olfactory receptor 6B1-like. The transcript is spliced from 2 exons. The record is from RefSeq and is a predicted model, not a curated record. Gene Ontology annotation, cellular component: membrane. Gene Ontology annotation, molecular function: olfactory receptor activity; G protein-coupled receptor activity. Gene Ontology annotation, biological process: G protein-coupled receptor signaling pathway. Bases 1 to 642 code for a protein of 213 amino acids. NCBI's taxonomy places the organism in Eukaryota, Metazoa, Chordata, Aves, Eurypygiformes, Eurypygidae.
AUGGCCUAUGACCGCUAUUUGGCUGUCUGCCACCCCCUGCACUACUCAGCCAUCAUGACCCACAAGUUGUGCUUUCAGCUGUCAAUUCUCUCAUGGGCAGGAGGCUUUUCUAUUUCCUUGGUCAAAGUGUCAUUUAUCUCACGCCUUACGUUUUGCGGUCCACAAGUCAUAAACCACUUCUUUUGUGACAUCUCUCCAGUCCUGAACCUUUCCUGCACUGAUAUGUCCCUUGCAGAGACAGUGGACUUUGUAUUAGCCUUGGUGAUCCUGCUGAUACCUCUCUUGAUCAUUAUUUUCUCUUACUGCUGUAUCUUGUCAACUAUCUUGUGUAUGCCUUCAGCCCAGGGAAGGAGAAAAGCCUUUUCCACUUGUACCUCCCAUUUCACUGUAGUCAUCAUGUUUUUCUCAGCCACUCUCUUCAUGUAUGCCAGGCCCAGAAGAAUUCAUCCAUUCAACCUUAACAAAGUAGUGUCUGUCUUCUAUGCUGUAUUCACUCCAGCACUGAACCCUCUAAUCUAUUGUCUGAGGAACAAGGAGAACAAAAUAGGAAUAGUCUAUUUCAUUUCCAUACAAAAUCAAUAUUCCUCCAUCUUUUUCUCAGGGUUCCUCUCAUGUCCUCAUUCCUCAAACUACAGACAAUAG